UGCCACCAAAGAUGCCACCAAAGACCGGUACCAAGAUGCCGGAGAGCUUACCCCACAAAUGCUCCCAGUGUCCAUAUAGCUCAAAGAGAAAGUGGGAUGUAAAACAGCACUACACAAUAGUCCACACUGACGAAAAGAAAUUCCAGUGUGAGGAGUGCCCAUACAAGUCAGCUAAAAAGUGAAACUUAGACCGGCACUAUACCUCAAUGCAUGGCAAAAGUGUCAAAGCCAGGAAAUGUGUUCAACUGGAGCAGGCACGCGGCGCGGCAGCAGCUGGUUAUAUUACACCGAACAACCGGAACAACCUGUCAGAAGAGUCGAGUGAUGAGGAGGGCAGCCGUCAGAAGGAGAGAGACCUGCUCAUUAAAGUCAAGUCAUUACAAGACAAGAACAAACAGUACGAGUCCCGUCUUCGCAAGGAGGAGGAGAACAAGAAGCAGCAGAUUAAGAUCAUGCGGAAGACGCACGGCCACAAUCUGCAGGAGAAACAGGACCUCAUCAACAAUCUGCAACACGUCAUUGAUGAGCAGGAGACACGGAUCUUUGAGAUGGAGGCAGAAAAAAGAGGUCAGGCCGUUACUCGAACUAAGAAGCCUUCCUCUGGGAUCCAAAAGCUGGUGGAACAGAUCAACAGGCUACAGGUGGAGAGGGGCAGUCUACAGGAGCAGCUACUGACUACACAGCUCAAUCUGGAGCAGGCUAAGUUGGAUGCUGCAGGGGGGCAGAAGUUCCUGCAGGAGAAACAGCAGGACCAGGAGAAGAAACAGCAUCAGGCAGAGAAUGACCUCAUCAGGAUGAGGAGUGAACAGGGUACCACGGACAACGAGAAACAGGUCCAGAAGUUGGAGGUCGCGAAUGAGAGGCUUCAGCGAGAGGUGAACGACCUGAGAACCCUGGUUCACAACCUGAGCCUGGAGGAGAAGUCUCCCAGUAAAGUGGACAGUAGGGACUUAGGGGGUCAUUUGCCUUCAACAGCCAAGUCCCUGUGAGCGGCCAAUGGUUGAGCCCCAUUCAGCAAGUUGAGUGCUCAACCCGCCAAUCAUUGAGCCCCGUUGAGCAAGUUGGUACUCAACCCACCAAUCAUUGAGCCCCGUUGAGCAAGUUGAGUACUCAACCCACCAAUCAUUGAGCCCCGUUGAGCAAGUUGAGCACUCAAUUUGGGGUCGAACCCAAGGGGACCAAUUGUUUAAUUAUCGGGACAUCAUGGCAUGUGUCAGUAAAAUUUGAGCAAAAGUAAUUAUACUGCUGUCAUUUUGCUCAGGUUCUUCCCCAUUCUUGGCUCUUGUUGAAGGUCCAUUGUUGGUGUUCUAACUUAAGCUACCUAGGUUGGAUUUGCUGUAUGUAUACUUACAGUAUUAGGUUCUUUGAAAAUCGGCUGCUUAUUUGGUCAAAAUGCCAUUGCUACAUCUGAUGCUGUUUGGGGAUCUUCUUGUGUAUGGAAGGGAAGAGACCCACUUGCCAUCAAAUAUGAGCUAAUUUAUCACUUAGAUUGUAAUAUUUUAUAUACCAUCUGGUAGCUUUGCAACAUUAUUGGGAACCUGUUAAUGAGGUAUGUGUUGGCUAGUCCCCAGCACAUCAAUGUAUGAGUACAUAGAUCAUUUCUGCAGUGCAGUGCCUUUAUUUCAGUUGCCACAAUGUAUGAGUACAUAGAUCAUUUCUGCAGUGCAGUGCCUUUAUUUCAGUUGCACC
Molecule: messenger RNA, 1689 nt
Organism: Branchiostoma floridae (Florida lancelet)
Lineage: Eukaryota; Metazoa; Chordata; Leptocardii; Amphioxiformes; Branchiostomatidae
Product: nuclear distribution protein nudE-like
Exons: 6
Coding region: 207-989 (260 amino acids)
Source: RefSeq, a predicted model, not a curated record